Molecule: messenger RNA, 3725 nt
Organism: Pleuronectes platessa (European plaice)
Lineage: Eukaryota; Metazoa; Chordata; Actinopteri; Pleuronectiformes; Pleuronectidae
Gene: ano5b
Product: anoctamin 5b
Exons: 21
Coding region: 279-3050 (923 amino acids)
Biological process (GO): chloride transmembrane transport
Cellular component (GO): plasma membrane
Molecular function (GO): chloride channel activity; protein dimerization activity
Source: RefSeq, a predicted model, not a curated record
AAACCCCCUGCCACUCCCCUUUUAUGUGCCUGGUCUCCUCGGGCAGCGCCAGGGAGUCCAGCAGGGCACAGUUCCAUUCAGAAUGAAGAAUAUGAUCCGUCUAUAAUCUAUCGAUUGAGGGAUCGGACUCAUUGAGUCACAGGGGGGUGAGAUCGGCCGCUGGUGUGUGGAUGGUGGAGACAUCCGUCUACCUCUCGGGAUCACGGCGGCAUCUUCUCUGCCUUCCCCCACUUUCCUGAGAAGGUGAAGCGGCCUCUAUAAUAACAGCGUCCGCCGCUAUGAGGCGAAUAACGGGGAAGGCGAAGGAUGAAACUUUGAUCGAGCUGCAGAGCGCCACCGAUUCACAGACCACAGAUGGUCUUGCAGUGUUGACUGCAUUCAAGAUAAACCUGCUCUCAGAUGAAAACAAUGGAAAUGGCGUCAGUUCAUUAUCUGAACGAGGGACGUUGCCUGGAAAUACAGAAACUGAAAAGCUUCACCCAAACAAAGACACAGUUUUCUUCAGGGACGGAGUUCGAAGGAUAGACUUUGUCUUGUCUUACGUGGAUGACAAAGAUGGAGAAAAGAAACAGGAAAGGAGGAGGGAGUUUGAGGCCAACCUGGAGAAAACCGGACUGGAGCUGGAGACAGAGGACAAAUCAGACUCUAAAGACCAGAAGACGUAUUUUCUGAAGAUCCACGCUCCAUGGGAAGUACUAACCACCUACGCUGAUGUCUUAAAAGUCAAAGUUCCCUUCAAGGAGAGUGAUAUCCCCCACGCCCAGGAGGUCCCCCUGGAGUGGCUAACGCAUCCUUUCCGUCUGCCGGACUAUAUAAUGCACCCACAACCGGACUACUUCACCUAUCCCUUCGACAAGAACAAGACGGACUUCUUCCUCAUCAAUGACAAAGACUCGUUCUUUCCACCGUCCACGAGAAACAGGAUUGUGUUCUACCUCCUGGCUCGUUGUCCGUACUUUAAAGAGGGUUGCAAAGAGAAAGACAAGACGGGAAUCAAGCGAUUAAUCAGCAACGGGACCUACACAGCGGCCUUCCCACUUCAUGAUUGUCGAUACUGGAAAAGGGCUAGAGACGCUGAAUGUGAGAGCGAGCGCUUCAACCUGUACAGCCACUGGGCCCGGUUCCUUUGUUUCUACAAAGAGCAGCCGCUGAACCUCAUCAGGAAGUACUAUGGGGAGAAGAUCGGGAUCUACUUUGCCUGGUUGGGCUUCUACACAGAGAUGCUGUUCGUCGCAGCCGUCAUGGGCGUCAUAUGCUUCACCUAUGGAGUGCUCAGUUAUGAUGACAACCAAUCAAGCAAAGAAAUAUGUGACGCUAAUAUUGGGGGCAGCAUUCUGAUGUGUCCACUUUGUGAUAAAAAAUGUCCUUUCUGGAAGCUCAACUCCACUUGUCUCUCAUCCUGGCAAUCCCAUCUGUUUGAUAAUGAGGGGACGGUGUUCUUUGCCAUAUUUAUGGGGAUCUGGGUGACUCUGUUUCUGGAGUUCUGGAAGCGGCGUCAGGCGCGGCUGGAGUACGAGUGGGACCUGGUGGAUUUUGAGGAGGAGCAGCAGCAGCUUCAAAUGCGUCCAGAGUUCGAGAUCAGAUGCACCAACAGGAGACUGAACAAGAUCACCCAGGAAAUGGAGCCUUAUCUCCCCAUCACCAGCAAGUGUGCACGCUUCUGCCUCUCCACAGCCACCGUCAUUUUCUGGAUCUCUCUUAUAGUGGCCUGUAUCAUCGGGGUGAUAGCGUACAGACUUGCCGUGUAUGCCGCCUUCGCCAGUAUCAUCAAAGACCCCAUGAGGAAGAUCCAGGUGGUGGGCAGGUUCAUCACGCCGCAGCUGGCGACUUCUGCCACCGCCUCCUGCAUCAACUUUGUCAUCAUCAUGAUCCUCAACUUCUUUUACGAGAGGGUGGCCAUUUGGAUCACUGAUAUGGAAAUCCCAAAGACCCACCUGGAGUAUGAGAACAGGCUGACCAUGAAGAUGUUUAUGUUCCAGUUCGUCAACUACUACUCCUCCUGCUUCUAUGUGGCCUUCUUCAAAGGGAAAUUUGUGGGUUAUCCUGGUGACUACUCCUACAUGUUUGGCAAAUGGAGCAAUCUGAGGAACGAGGAGUGUGACCCUGGCGGCUGCCUCAUCGAGCUGACCACGCAGCUGGUGAUCGUCAUGGCCGGGAAACAGUUAUGGGGAAACAUUCAGGAAGCUCUGCUGCCGUUGAUGCGUAACUGGUGGAGCGGCAGAAAGGGGCGCCACCAUCCUGAAAACCAUUACAGCCGCUGGGAGCAAGACAACGUCCUGCUGAACUUCACCCAACUGGGCUUGUUCUACGAGUACCUGGAGAUGGUCGUCCAGUUUGGCUUCAUCACUCUGUUCGUGGCCUCCUUCCCCUUGGCUCCGCUCUUGGCUCUGUUCAAUAACAUCCUGGAGAUCAGGGUGGACGCCUGGAAGUUCACCACCCAGUUCAGACGGCCGGUGGCGUCCAAGGCUCGAAACAUCGGCGCGUGGCAGGAGAUCCUCAACGCGGUGGCCAUUUUAUCCGUCGUUACCAAUGCGUUUAUCAUGGCGUUCACCUCAGACAUGAUACCCCGGAUGGUCUAUCUGUACGCCUACGGUAAUAACACCAGCAUGAUGGGCUACGUCAACAACAGCCUGUCAAUAUACAACAUCUCUCAAAUCCGUGAACGCAACAUGCCGGAGGAGCGGGAAUACUCGUUUGAUAACUUGACCUCCACCUGCAGAUACCGUGAUUACCGUUACCCUCCAGGCCACGACAAGGAGUACGCUCACACCAUGCAGUUCUGGCACAUCCUAGCUGCCAAGAUGGCCUUCAUUAUCACCAUGGAGCACGUGGUCUUUGUGGUGAAGUUCUUCGUGGCGUGGAUGAUCCCGGACGUGCCGUCGGACGUGAAGGCGCGGUUCAAACGAGAGCGCUACCUGAUCCAAGAGUACCUGCACAACUACGAGGUGGAGAAGCUCAAAAUGCAGCUGAGCGCCAGUUUCAUCACGGCGCCGCAGUCGGACACGUCCCUGAUAUCGGACACGCACGAGGUGUUGUCUGAGUUCCUGUAGCCGCGGCUUCACCCCUCCGACUAAACAAGCCAAGAAAUGGACACGUGUGGGACUCGGGGCUGCUCAGAACGUCCAUAUGAUCCAUGUGUAAGGGCUUUUGUCUUGGGGAUAAAAGCGCUGCUAUCUUUUAAAUGUACAUUAACAUCCGGUCAAAUUUGCUCCUGCGAGAGGAAGUAGAGAUGGAUCUGAAAAAACAAAUCCAGCGCCAUGUUUCACUGUGCUUCGUACUUUAAAUCAGCUUCUUGAGGGACUGAGACUUUUCUGUGCCAUAAGGAAAUAUCGGAAGGUGUCGGGACGGAUACGAGUGUAGCUGCAGUUUGUAUUGUUUUCCACGUGAUGCAUUCAAACUAAUGACUGAGAGACUCUGUUUGUGCUUGUAGAGUUUAAGCUAGAGGUGUUUACCUUGUGAAAUUAGUUGUAAUUUCCCUUUAAAUUAGCUGGAUAUGCAAACAAUUUCCUUUCUUUUUUUGCAUGUAGUUCAUCUACUGAGAAAACUGAGAUGAGGUCGGACUUGUUUAUAGACAUGUGUCAGUUGUGGAAUAGUGUGAAUGGUAAUUGUGGCUGGAAGCUCAUAUGAUUUCCCUAAGAAUGUACAAAAUACUUAUAAUAGGUUUCAAUAUAUCAGAUCUGAAACACAUUUAUAAUAUAAGAGAAUGAAAUAGUCAGUGCUUAAUC